AUGCCCAACCCUCCUCACCAGGCCAAGAACCCGGAGAUCACCUCCCUCCCAGCGACUGCUCCGAUUGAGGAGAUUGCGAAUGUCAUUCGGCGAGAUGGCGGCAUCAUCAUCAAGGGUUUCGUGACCCCAGAGGAUAUUGAUCAGAUGGAUGCAUACAAUUUUGCGGGCAAGUCCAGGACCUUCUCCCACAAAUGCAUCAAUCACCCCACCUACCGCGACACCGCAAAGGAACUGCUACGAGAGGUUUCGCGCCCAUUCCGUGACGGCAAGAGAUACGAAUGCGUCUCGAACCCUGUUCUAGCAGUUUCGGAGGCCUUCUCUCGCGGCAAAUCUGCCGCUCAGCCCCUCCACCGCGACGACAUGGCCCAACACUUUGACCACAUUGAGGGCAGUGGCGAAAGCAGUCUGCUAGGUCUCUUGGUUGCCGGUACCCGCUGCAUCUACGAGAACGGGGCGACUCAGAUCAUCGUUGGUUCCCACAAGUGGCCCAAGGCUGAUCAGAGGGGUCCUGCCGAUCGCUCGCUCUGCUCCACCGCGGAGAUGGACAAGGGUGAUGCUGUCUUUAUCAUCGGCAGUGUCUGGCACGGUGCUGGUGCCAAUCAACUCGAGAACGAGAGAAGAAAUAUCUACUCGUGUCACAUGACCCGCGGAUCGUACCGCGCGGAUGAGAACCAGUAUGUUGGCAUCCAGCACGAUGUCAUCAAGACGUACGAGCCCCAGGUUCAGGCUCUUCUGGGAUACUCAAUCAGCGAGCCGUUUUGUGGCCAUGUCGAUAUGAAGGAUCCCAUUGAACUUCUGGGCAGUAAGGAAGACCCAUUUCAGUAUGGCACCUUUGAGGGCAGGCCUCUGGCGACUACCGUCGCGGCUUGA
Molecule: messenger RNA, 870 nt
Organism: Colletotrichum chrysophilum
Lineage: Eukaryota; Fungi; Ascomycota; Sordariomycetes; Glomerellales; Glomerellaceae
Exons: 4
Coding region: 1-870 (289 amino acids)
Source: RefSeq, a predicted model, not a curated record